UUUCAUGCACAUAAAAAAGAAAGGAAUGUAUUUAUUUCACGACUUCAAUAAACACAAUUUACAAAUUCACUAAAACAUCUACUAACACUAAUCGCCACGAUGUCACCGCCAAUGGCGCCACCCAUCGCGGCGCAUCUCGCGGUCUUCACCCUUCUCGUCACCGUCUCCGCCGCCGCAACCGGAUACCACAACCACACGGUCGGCGGCGCCGCCGGGGGGUCCUUCGACUCCGCCACCAACGCAACCGCCACGAACUACUCCUCUUGGGCCUCAAAUCAAACCUUCGACCUCGGCGAUUAUCUCAUUUUCAACACGAAUUCGAACCAAACGGUGGUUCAGACUUACAAUAAGACAACCUAUCUGAACUGCACCGCCGACGAAACCGACAACGGAACCUUCGUGUACGGCGGCGGAAGCCGUCGUUUCGGCGAAGCGUUGACCAUCGCGGUGCCGUUGACCAUAGUUGGACCGAACUACUUCUUCUCCGACGCCGCCGACGGCGUCCAGUGCCAGCACGGCCUGGCCUUCGAGAUCGACGUCCAGCGCGGCCUCGGCUUGCCGCCGAGUCUCAACCAGCCGCCGCCGCCGCCGUACCAGGAGCCGCCGGGUCCCGACGCCGGUCAGUCUCCGCCGGUCGCGGUGGCGCAGUCUCCCAGCGGCAGCGCGUUCGCGAGUCGCGCUGACGUGCGCGUCGCGGUUUACGGCUUCGCUGCGGCGUUGUUGGUGCUGCUGCAGUUUCAGUGAGGAAUAGGGUAGCUUACGGUGGGUGCGCACUGCGCAGCACUGGAUAAAUUGUUUUUACAGCUCACAGAUUCCGAGGGAGAUGAAAUUUAUUGAAAUUGUUUUGCAUUUCAUUUAUUUGCGAGUUUCAUUUUGUUUCUUUGUAGUAAGUUUACAUUAUUUUGAAUAAUAAUAUAAUAUCAUAUACAUUUUGGGGGAAAAUGUCUACAAGUGGAGAUUGUUG
This is a messenger RNA of Cajanus cajan (pigeon pea), 964 nucleotides long. The record is from RefSeq and is a predicted model, not a curated record. NCBI's taxonomy places the organism in Eukaryota, Viridiplantae, Streptophyta, Magnoliopsida, Fabales, Fabaceae.